AUGGCGGAACGUUUUUUCCGUUCAUUAAAAGCAUCUAUUAUGGCUCAAACCAACGAAAAUGGUUGGUUAGGCAACCUUCCUUGGGUCAUGCUCGGUUUACGGUCUGCAUAUAAGCAAGAUUUAAAUGUUCAUGUGCCGAGUUGGUGUACGGUACAACUCUUCGUUUACCAGGACAGUUCUUUGAGAAACCAGACUCAAUUUGGACCAGCGUUCGUUUCUUGCCGAUUUGCAAAAUCGUAUGAACAAACAUCGCCCGACUCUCGCGCGACCUCUACUGCGCAACCCGUCAUACAUAGAUCCCAACCUCUGGUCCUGCUCGCAUGUGUUUGUUCGGGUAUAGAUCGUCUCAAAAGGGCACUGGAACGUCCUUACGAAGGUCCUUUCCGAGUUGUUGGACGCGCGAAGACAUACUUCACGAUUGAUUUUGGCACACGAGUCACUACUGUUUCCAUAGACCGCUUAAAACCUGCAAAUACUCUAUUGGAUAUAACGGACAGUCUCGACAAUGCUGCUGGUAGUCCAGUUUGCAGAGUGGAAGGUGAAAACGACAUUUUUACCAUGAACCCUGAUGUCGGAUCUUUUAAUGCAGAUCCAAACACGACCCCUAGUCCUUCACCUUUGAAUGAAUGA
Molecule: messenger RNA, 630 nt
Organism: Ciona intestinalis (vase tunicate)
Lineage: Eukaryota; Metazoa; Chordata; Ascidiacea; Phlebobranchia; Cionidae
Source: RefSeq, a predicted model, not a curated record